Molecule: messenger RNA, 675 nt
Organism: Protopterus annectens (West African lungfish)
Lineage: Eukaryota; Metazoa; Chordata; Ceratodontiformes; Protopteridae
Product: protein FAM227B-like
Exons: 6
Coding region: 10-552 (180 amino acids)
Source: RefSeq, a predicted model, not a curated record
GAGAAAAAAAUGGACUUCAUCUUAGAUCAAUUAAUAGUGGAUGCCAAGAAGGUGCACCCAUCCGAUACUGUUGUGGAAAGAACUGAAAGUACUUUAAAUGAGAAGAGGAAGACUGAACCAGCCAAAGCAAAAGAGUCUCAUUAUGUUGGCCGAGGAACAGACUUCCACCGUGUGCUUUUCCAUCCUGCUAGUCAAAGCCCAUUGGUUUCCCACUAUCUUAAGCUACAUCAAGUACAUGAUAGCAAUCCUGAAUCUCUGGGACCUAGCAUGACACGCAAAGAAAUAUCCAGACUGCCACCAGUAACCCUAACCUAUCAAGAUGUUAUCACAGAGGCUCAAAAGUUCAGAAGGAAACUUCAAAAGGACUAUAUAGGGUUACAAGAUCGAACACAAAAACAGCUAGCAGAGAUACAACAGCAACAAGUGAAUUUUAACAGAAAAAUUGAGAGGUUGAAGAAGAAAAUUUCCCAUCCUUCUGAGGUAAAGCUUCAAAGCAAGAUAAUGGUUAGCAAGUGGAAUACAACAUUAUGCCCAAAUACCUUCCUGAAGUAGAAGACGUGGAUGCUACAGAUAAAGAGGAAGAUUCAGCUAUUUAAGAAAAAAAACUCCAAAGCUGUGAAAAUAUACUUACUUGCAGAAUUUUUUCCAGUUUUUAUUAAAUUUUCUUGUUUUUCA